Messenger RNA from Ogataea parapolymorpha DL-1, 1077 nucleotides. RefSeq names its product tRNA threonylcarbamoyladenosine biosynthesis protein KAE1. Lineage: Eukaryota; Fungi; Ascomycota; Pichiomycetes; Pichiales; Pichiaceae. Gene Ontology annotation, cellular component: EKC/KEOPS complex; cytoplasm. Gene Ontology annotation, biological process: tRNA threonylcarbamoyladenosine modification. The coding region runs from base 1 to 1077 and encodes 358 amino acids. The transcript has a single exon. The record is from RefSeq and is a predicted model, not a curated record.
AUGCCUUACUAUUCUCUAGGCCUGGAGGGCUCGGCCAACAAAUUGGGCGUCGGCGUGAUUGAACACCCUCUUGAGAAAAUCGCCGCUUAUAAUCAGGCCAAUGUGCUUUCUAAUGUGCGAGAUACUUAUGUGACGCCUCCGGGAGAAGGCUUUCUUCCUAGAGACACUGCUCGACACCAUCGAAAUUGGGUGGUCAGACUAAUCAAGCAGGCGUUGAAGGAGGCAAAUAUACGUCCUGAUCAGCUGGACUGUAUUUGUUUCACGCAGGGGCCAGGAAUGGGUGCUCCUUUACAGAGCGUUGUGAUAGCUGCGAGAACGAUUGCUCAGAUGUGGGACUUGCCUCUUGUGGGAGUGAAUCAUUGUAUUGGACACAUAGAGAUGGGCAGAGAAAUUACUGGAGCUACGAAUCCAGUUGUGCUGUAUGUGAGUGGGGGAAAUACUCAAGUUAUUGCUUAUUCUCGGCAACGGUACAGGAUCUUUGGAGAAACGCUGGACAUUGCUGUUGGAAACUGUUUGGAUCGGUUUGCAAGAACGCUGCGAAUCCCAAAUGCCCCGUCUCCUGGAUACAACAUUGAGCAGCUGGCGAAAAAAGGCCGUCAUCUGGUCGAGCUCCCAUACACCGUGAAAGGCAUGGAUCUCAGCAUGAGUGGGAUCUUGGAGUACGUUGAUAGUCUCGCGCACGAUCUUUUUCAAGGAAAGAAGAAUAAACAACUGAUUCGUGCCGACGGCAGCAAAGUGACGGUUGAAGAUCUGUGUUUUUCGCUUCAGGAAUGCAUUUUUGCGAUGCUGGUAGAGAUCACAGAGAGAGCCAUGGCCCAUGUUGGUUCGCGCGAGGUGCUGAUAGUUGGUGGAGUUGGGUGCAACGAGAGGUUGCAGGAGAUGAUGGGUCUAAUGGCCAAGGAUAGAAACGGUAGCAUAUAUGCUACAGAUGAACGCUUCUGCAUUGACAACGGGAUCAUGAUUGCCCACGCCGGGCUUCUUGCUUACAGAACAGGCACAAGAACUACACUGGAGCAGAGCGUUUGCACACAGAGGUUUAGAACGGACGAGGUUUUCGUGAGCUGGCGAGAAGAUUAA